Molecule: messenger RNA, 693 nt
Organism: Triticum turgidum subsp. durum (durum wheat)
Lineage: Eukaryota; Viridiplantae; Streptophyta; Magnoliopsida; Poales; Poaceae
Source: the annotation of a GenBank genome assembly
AUGGACGUGCACUCGGCGCCGGUGGCGGCGAGGAGGAUGUGGGGGUACCUGCGGGCGGUCUUCUUCAUGAUGCGCAAGGGCAAGCGCAAGCUGCUCCUCGGCGCGCACCUCCUCAUGAAGCGCCGCAACAAGGCCGUCUCGCGCUCCGUCGCCAACCUCCUCUCGCACCACCACCACCACGGUCACCACGGCGGCCGCGCGCUGCGCCGCCGCGAGUACGAGUUCUCCUGCGGCGACAGCCCCGACCCGGGCUCCUUCUCCAUGCGCCGCCUCGCCUUCCCCUGCCUCGGCGCCGCCGACGACGUCGACCAGCCCGGCCGCCUCCGCGCCGAGCACCCCGCGCCCGCCACGCCGCCGCGGCACAUGAUCGAGUACUACGCCAACGCGGCGGCCGCGUCCCCGGCGCCGUCGUCGCCCGGGGCGCUGAUGAUGAUGCACGAGGAGUCCGAGCUCGCGCUGGGGGAGGAAUGCACGCCGGCGGGGAUGUCACCGCUGGUGCCCGGCGCGGCCGACGGCGGGUUCUCGGUGCGGGUGUCCAACUUCUCGUCGGACGAGGUCGACACCGACCAGCUGGGCCUGGGCGAGGCCGUGGACGACGAGGCGGAGGAGUUCAUCGCCCGCUUCUACGCCCAGCUGCGCCGCCAGAACCACAUCGGGCUGCUCCCGUACUACCUCCAGGAGGCCGCCGCGUGA